AUGCAUAGGAAUUAUUAAGAUGCUUAUUAGAUAGUUUACGUGAAGGAGAAAAAAAUUGAAUAAAAUAAAUAAAAAUAUACCUAACAUAAUACUAAUAUAGAAUAAAUAUUUGGAUCUUAUUUAUCUAAUUAUAUUAAAUAUUUAAAUUGUUAAAAUAUUAAUCGAACAUUUGAAUUUAUUUUAGACUUGUCAAUAUAAUUAAAUAACGAAAAUAUUUAAUAAUAGAAAAAUUAUAUUCCUUUAAAUACAAUUGAUUUUCUUCAGGAAUAAAAUGAAGAAUAAAAGUAAAAAAAUUAACAUUAGAUUAAUUUUUAAUAGUCUAGAGAAGUUUCUUAUUAAAAAAUCGAAGAAUAAAACUUACAAAAUAUUAAUAUUCCUAAUUUUGAUAUUAAAAAAGAUUAACUAUAUCAGCCUAACUUAAAAAUUAAAAAUAAAGUUACAUAUUAAAUAAAAAAAAUUUAAUGUCUAUUAGAUGAUUUUUUUGCUGUUGAAAAAUUUGAUAAAUAAAACAAUUAAUAUAAAUGCGAAAAAUGCGGAUAAAAAUUUUUUUUUCAUAUUUAAAAAAAUAUAGCUUAAAUUGAAAGAUAAUAUUAUUUAUAUGAACCUCCUAAAAUAUUAACAAUAGUAUUAAAAAGAUUUUAAUAAAAAAAUGAUAAAACAUUAAUAAAAAAUGUUAAUUAAGUUGAUAUAUGUGAAUAAAUAAGUAUUAAUGAAUACAGUUUAAUAAAAUUAAAUUAAUAGUAAGAUAAUAAUUUAAUUAAAUAGUAUAAUUAUAAAUUAUAUGCUAAUAUUUGUCAUUCUGGAUCUAUUAAUUAAGGACAUUAUACUGCCUAUGUUAAACAUUAUAAAGAUGGUAAAUAUUAAUGGUAUUAUUAUAAUGAUGAGAAAUAUGAAGAAAGUGAUAUAUAAAGUGAACUUAUAGAUAUAUUUAAUUAAUAUGAUAAAAAUGGUGAUAGAACAUUAGAUUAUAAAGAAUUCAUAUAAAUUUUAUUUGAAGAAAGAAACUCUAAAACAUAAAAAAAUAAUCAAUUCAAAUCUGAAAAUUAGUCUUAUUCUUUUUCCAAAUUUUAAUAGAAAUUACUAUCAAGAGGUGCAACUGGUAUUUUAGGUAUUGCAAGAUAAUUUAGAAUAUUCGAUGAUGAUAAUUCUAAGACAUUGUGCUUCUCUGAAUUCAGAAAAGCAGUACGCGAUUUCUAAGUUGAUAUAACAGAUUAAUAAAUAUAAGAGGUAUUCGAAUAUUUCGAUAAAGACGGGAACGGUACAAUCAACUAUGAUGAAUUUUUAUUAAGUAUAAGAGGUCCUAUGAAUCAAAUCAGACGUCGUUUAGUCCAUUAAGCAUUUAAUAUUUUAGAUAAAGACUGUUCCGGAAUAGUAGAUUUAUAUGAUAUAAAGCAAAUAUAUAACGGAAAAAUGCACCCUGACGUCAAAAGUGGUAAAAGAACAGAAGAAUCCGUCCUUUUGGAAUUUAUUAACACCUUCGAAUCAUAUACUGGAUUUAGAGGAAUUAAAGAUGGAUAAAUUACACUAGAAGAAUUCGAAGAUUAUUACUCAUUUAUAAGUGCUUCUAUUGAUAGAGAUGAUUAUUUUACUUUAAUGAUGAAUAAUGCCUGGAGAAUGAAUGAUGGAUAAAAUAAAAACUGGGAUACGAAAGGUUGGUCCAAUUAAUAAUAAUAAGGAGGUGGAAAUAGCAAUUAAAAAAAAUAAUUUAUAUCCUCAACUACAUAAAAUGCACCUUUUGGAACUAGUAAUAUUCCUACAGAUUAUGGAACAAAUUUAAGACCAAAUACUGCUUAAUAAUAUUAAUAAAAUAAUAAUGAUAACUGUAAUAAUUUAAGACAAGGAGGAGGUAUUUAGAAAGGUGGAUAAUAAGGAUAAUAAUAUUUUAAUACAUUUAGAGCUAAAUUACUAGCAAGAGGUACAAGAGGUAUUUAAUGUUUAGGAAGAUUGUUUAGAAACAUAGAUGAUGAUAAUAGUAAAAGUUUAAGUUUGAGAGAAUUUUAGAAAUGCUGUAAAGAUUUAAGAAUGGGAUUUAAUGAAUAAGAAAGUGCAACAUUAUUUAGAUUAUUUGAUAGAGAUGGUUCUGGAGAAAUCGAUUAUAAUGAAUUCCUUAUUUCAGUAGUUGGAGAAAUGAAUAAAUUUAGAAAAGGAUUAGUAAUGCAAGCUUUUAAUAAGCUGGAUAAAAAUAAAAACGGAACUAUAGAAGUAGACGAUAUUAUUGGUGUUUAUAAUGCUAAAUAACAUCCUGAUGUUAGAAAUGGAAAAAAAUCCGAAGAAGAAAUUCUGGGUGAGUUUUUAGAUACUUUUGAAUAACAUCAUGCUAGUUUGAGAGAUAGAUAAGUUUCAACCGAUGAAUUUAUUGAGUAUUAUAAUAAUGUUAGUGCAUCGAUUGAUGACGAUAAAUAUUUUGAAGUUAUGAUUAGAAAUGCAUGGAAGAUUUGA
This is a messenger RNA of Ichthyophthirius multifiliis, 2439 nucleotides long. RefSeq lists its product as hypothetical. Gene Ontology annotation, biological process: protein deubiquitination. The record is from RefSeq and is a predicted model, not a curated record. Gene Ontology annotation, molecular function: cysteine-type deubiquitinase activity; calcium ion binding. Lineage: Eukaryota; Ciliophora; Oligohymenophorea; Hymenostomatida. The transcript has 10 exons.